AUGGCGGCCAAUGAUGAUGAUCCCGGCCGUGUCUCCCCCAAUGCCGAUACUUCCGGCGCCUCGUUCUACAGCUAUCUCACCUAUAGCGCCGCAUGGGAUGCGCUGACUUCCGACGAACGGGAGGCCUUCAAACGAACCUUGCCUCUUCAACGAAACGGCGCACCGGAACCGGGCAUCAAUGGAUAUCUGGAGCUGGUGAUGAACAGUACCGUCAACGUCGAUGAGUUGUUCGACCGGCGCAUCAGCUAUCCUGAUGUUUCCGCUCGGGAGCGUCUGGCUCAGCUUGUCGGCUUGGACGAUCACAAAACGCGCCUGACGAAGGCCCUUGGGCUGCUCGUAAACCCCGCCGGAUUGGAGGCAUGGGCGCGGAAGCAUCACGCUGGACGGACUGUCAUUAUGGAUACAGUCCUGAGGCGCCCGCCUCUUGUCGUGCUCGCCGGCGACGUGGGGUCGGGGAAAACCGAACUUGCUGAAACGAUCGGUGAUGCUGUCGCACGGCAAGAAGACAUUGACAUCACCUUGUUGCCGCUGAGCCUGUCAAGUAGAGGGCAGGGUCGUGUUGGCGAAAUGACACAACUUCUCUCGGCCGCCUUCGAUUACACGCUGUCCCAGGCCAUGAAGCUAAAAGGCAGUACGGGCAAGGCCCGUGGCGGGCUAAUUCUUUUGGUGGACGAAGCAGAUGCGCUGGCUCAGUCCCGUGAGGCCGCGCAGAUGCACCAUGAAGAUCGCGCGGGCGUUAACGCAUUCAUCCGCGGAAUUGACACGAUCGCCAACGCACGCGUGCCUGCUGCCAUCAUCAUGUGCUCUAACCGCCUCGGGGCAAUGGACCCCGCAGUCAAGCGGCGCGCGGCCGACAUCAUGGCCUUUAGUCGCCCCAAUGAAGUGCAACGCCUGUCA
Molecule: messenger RNA, 897 nt
Organism: Symbiodinium sp. CCMP2456
Lineage: Eukaryota; Dinophyceae; Suessiales; Symbiodiniaceae
Source: the annotation of a GenBank genome assembly